CUCACUGGGCACUGUGGAAACAGAUGGCUAAAUUCGGAACCUUGCCCAGUACAGUGACUUAAAUUCUGCUGUGCAUCUUAAUCUCCUGAAAUGCUUAGGUUUUAAAAAUACAGAUUUUGGACCACACCCCUACCCCCAAAAACCUCCUGGUUUCGUGGGUCUGGCUUGUGGGUGUUGGGAUCCUCCUUCCCCACCUGUGACUCUGAAGCAAGUGGUUCCUGAACUCCAGUUGGAAGUUCACUGAGGCUUAAUAAACAACUGAUGAAUUAACAGUGGAUACCGACUUUCCCAGGUUUGAAUGUGUUGGAGAAGGAGGUGGGUAAGCGGCUCCCCUAGCCCAGGAACUCAAACAUGACCAGGAAGAUCUUCACAAAUACCAGGGAGCGGUGGAGGCAGCAGAAUGUCAACAGCGCCUUUGCCAAGCUGAGGAAGCUCAUCCCCACUCACCCUCCAGACAAAAAGCUGAGCAAAAAUGAAACGCUUCGCCUGGCAAUGAGGUAUAUCAACUUCUUGGUCAAGGUCUUGGGGGAGCAAAGCCUGCAACAAACAGGAAUGGCUGCUCAGGGAAACUUUCUGGGGCUCUUCCCUCAAGGACCCCCCCUGCCUGGCCUGGAGGACAGGACUCUGCUUGAGAACUACAAGGUUCCUUCACCUGGCCCAAGCCACCACAUUCCUUAGUGUGGCCCUGGCUGUCAUCUCCCUGGGCAGCGCUUGCUCAGAAAUCACUGGCUGUGGACAGACUUUUGCACGGUCCAGAGUUGACUUGAUGAUAACUCGUGAAGCAUGAAUUUAAGCUUCCUGGGAGGUGGCACAGAGACAGCUACAGGGACCUGAAAGGAGCCAUGAGGAAUGUCACUGGUGGGCUGCCACCUGCCAGGGAUGUCAGGUAAAGCAGCCUACCUCUGCCUAUUUUAAAUCCAGGUUCUGCAUAAGACUUUUGGAUAAAAAAUUCUAAGUAAGAAAAAAAAAAAGGGUUGAAAAUCACUGUUUAUGUCUUCAGUUAUAAGAAAAAAGUUUUCUCAUAAGGGAUCUCAGAUGAAUAAGUAGAAUAUGCUUCCUUCAGAACAUAAAGUUUGUUUUGAAAAAUGAGAUGUGAACAAAAUCUUAAGAUUGAUGGGCUGGGCGCAGUGGCUUAUGCCUAUAAUCCCAGCACUUUGGGAGGCUGAGGUGGGCAGAUCACUUGA
Messenger RNA from Cebus imitator (Panamanian white-faced capuchin), 1184 nucleotides. It is a transcript of the gene TAL2, whose product is annotated as TAL bHLH transcription factor 2. Bases 352 to 678 code for a protein of 108 amino acids. The record is from RefSeq and is a predicted model, not a curated record. Gene Ontology annotation, biological process: regulation of transcription by RNA polymerase II. Lineage: Eukaryota; Metazoa; Chordata; Mammalia; Primates; Cebidae. The transcript has 2 exons. Gene Ontology annotation, molecular function: DNA-binding transcription factor activity, RNA polymerase II-specific; protein dimerization activity; RNA polymerase II cis-regulatory region sequence-specific DNA binding.